Heteronotia binoei (common prickly gecko) is the source of this 642-nucleotide messenger RNA. Its product is annotated as cytochrome c oxidase assembly factor 4 homolog, mitochondrial. The transcript is spliced from 2 exons. The record is from RefSeq and is a predicted model, not a curated record. Gene Ontology annotation, biological process: mitochondrial respiratory chain complex IV assembly. Bases 159 to 416 code for a protein of 85 amino acids. Gene Ontology annotation, cellular component: mitochondrial intermembrane space. Lineage: Eukaryota; Metazoa; Chordata; Lepidosauria; Squamata; Gekkonidae.
UCCCAGUCGCUCUGCAGCCGCACCACCGCCUCCGCCGCCAUCUUGGCCUCGGCUCCUCCCCGGAAGCCGCCUCCCGCUUCCCCGGCCGCUCCGAGACGGCAGCCGGAGCCCUCAGUCUCGGAGCCAGGCCUCGGGACCGCGGGCGAGGCCGAUCCGGAAUGACGUCCAGCGCCCGUCCCCCCAGUCACGACUGGACCCGGAAACCCAGCACGAAGGAGGAGGAGGAGGACCCCCUCGACCGGAUGAUCUCCCGCACCGGCUGCUCGGCUUUCCAUUACGCCGUGCAGGAGUGCAUGGCCGAGCACCAAGACUGGCGCCAGUGCCAGCAGGAGGUGCAGCGCUUCAAAGACUGCAUGAGCAAAUACCAGCAGCGGCGGGCCGAAGAGCUGCAAAAGCUGCGCCAGGCCACAAGCUGACGGGAGAGCGAGGCCGGCUGCCCUCUUCUGCGGCUCAAGAUGGAAUAAAUCCAAAGGAGGCAGACGCUGCCUUCUAGGGGCCCUGCUUCCUGUAUCCAAGGAAGAGCCUGCUCUCUCCUGUGGACAGUGGAGGGCACGUUGCAGCGGCUGGACGCUCAGGAGUUAUUCUUUCUCAGAUCAGAAGCGUGAAUUAUAUUUUCUCCUCAAAAUAAACGGGCCACUGUUA